This is a messenger RNA of Seminavis robusta, 1114 nucleotides long. The record is from the annotation of a GenBank genome assembly. Lineage: Eukaryota; Bacillariophyta; Bacillariophyceae; Naviculales; Naviculaceae.
GGUACUGUGGCUCCAUCGUGGCAAGAAAUCAUGGUCGUGGCCACAGUCGUAUCAAAUGAAUGAGUUCCACUGCCUCGUCUUAAUAAUAAGCGCGAUAGAGCCUGCAGGCCAUACUCUAGUAAUUUGUAUAGCUAAAGAUUUCUAGCCAGUAACGGAUAAGCCUCAACUCUAAUGAAGGUAUCCUGUCAGCGUGGAGCCACUCGAUCGUCUCACUCCACAAACUUUUGAAUCGAUCGAAAAAAGAGGCACAAUGGCGCUUUUCCUCCUCUUUCGGCCACUAGCCAGCCUCUCUCCGUUACCUCAUGUGCAUCCUCUCAUUGACUAUCCUAUGGCGCCGCUUUGGUGGUGAAAUAUUGAGGGCUUUCAGGAGAAGAAGAAGAAGAAGAGGUCGAUUCAGUGCUCCGGAUCUCACUCUGCAAGAUCUGGCUCUCCACUCUCCGGCUCUCCACUCUCCGGCUCUCCAAUCUCCGGCUCUCCACUCUCCUCUCCAGCCUCCAUUCACUGACUCAAGAUGGACAUCAAACGGACUGGUGACAGCCACUUGUUUUCUUUCUACCACCUUGACUUGAGUAUCGAUGAGGAGACCAAGCCAAAGCCUUCGCCUGCCACAACCAGAGCCAUGGCUUCAUUGCUGUCGAACCUGGAUAUGCUAGUGGAAGUGUGUGAUGAAGACUGCACUUUCCUCUGGAGAUUCAAGAAGAACCAGUAUCUGACUGUUGAGCAGGGCAGGAAGGUUGGUACUCAUCUGUCAGAGAAGGUGGCUGACAAGGAUUCCAGACUUGUCAGCUUUGGAUUCUCACCCCUUUCAGGAAGAGAGCUUGUUAUGAAAACUGACAGAGGCAUUGAGAUUGUGUUCAUUUUGCCUGCUGGCCAGGGCCGCUUUGUUGAGCCAACAGGCCCAGGAGCAGAUCCAGGAGCAGAGGUGGUUGUGGUGGCUGAACCUUGUCUUACUCCGGUUGAGGUGGCUCCAGUGAAGCCUCCUGCUGCCUUGAAGAAGCCUCCACCUAUGUCUAUUGCAGUCAAGCCUGUCCCUGCUGCUGUUGUUCCUGUCAAGAAGUAGAAACCACACAACAACAAACGACGAGAAAGCAGUGGCACCUUGGAACCUUGGGAU